Molecule: messenger RNA, 1038 nt
Organism: Aspergillus alliaceus
Lineage: Eukaryota; Fungi; Ascomycota; Eurotiomycetes; Eurotiales; Aspergillaceae
Product: zinc-dependent alcohol dehydrogenase family protein
Exons: 2
Coding region: 1-1038 (345 amino acids)
Molecular function (GO): oxidoreductase activity
Source: RefSeq, a predicted model, not a curated record
AUGUCUCAGACUGUCAUUCGUAUUGAUGGCCCGCGGACCUCAAUCCGCAACCUGAAAGCCUUCAAUGAGAAGAUCCCCGUGCCCACCAAGCACGAAGUGCUGAUCAAAGUCCAUUCUGUUUCGCUGAACUACCGCGAUAUUGCUGUCGCCACUUCCCAGUAUCCGUUCCCUGUCAAGGACAACGUUGUACCCUGCUCUGAUGCCGCCGGUGUUGUCGUCGAGGCCGGCGAGUGUGUCAAGAAUCUCGCCAAGGGCGACCGUGUGGUCGGUACCUUUGACCCUACCAACCUCUUCGGCCAACAGAUGGACUGGCUGAACGGUCAGGGCGCGCCUGUUGACGGUGUCCUCCGCGAAUACAUCACCCUUCCUGCUAUUGCUGCUGUCAAGCUGCCAGAGAAUUCUCCACAGAGCUUCUCUGAGUGGUCCACCUUGGUUUGCACGGGUGUCACUGCAUGGAACGCCCUUUACGGUAUUACUCCACUGAAGCCCGGUCAGAUCGUUCUCUGCCAAGGAACCGGCGGUGUGUCCAUCACCGGGUUGAUCUUGGCAAAGGCUGCUGGAGCCACCACGAUUGUGACGUCGUCUAGUGACAAGAAGCUCGAGUUUGUCAAGUCCAAAUUCGGUGCUGAUUACUGCGUCAAUUACAAGAAGCACCCUCAGUGGUCCAAGGAGGUCCUGCGGCUUAUGAACGGCGAGGGCGUCGACUAUGUCCUUGAGAACGGUGGCUCGGGCACCAUCGCCGAGAGCAUCAACUCCGUGAAGAUGGGUGGUAAUGUUUCUGUUAUCGGCUUCCUUUCCCAGGCCAACGCGAUGCCUGAUGUUGCGGGCCUUGCGCUGGCCAAGGCUGCCGUAGUCCGUGGUGUUACUGUUGGAUCGACUCAGCUUCUGCAGGAGCUUGUCCGCUAUGUUGGCCGGAAUGGUCUUCGCCUGCCUGUUGAUAAGGAGUUUGGCUUCUCUGCUGAGGAAGCCAUGAAGGCCUUUGAGUACCUCCAAUCAGGUACUCACAUUGGCAAGGUGUGUAUCAAGGUAUCGGAGUAA